Messenger RNA from Amphiprion ocellaris (clown anemonefish), 1460 nucleotides. Its product is annotated as zinc-binding protein A33. The coding region runs from base 90 to 1178 and encodes 362 amino acids. The transcript is spliced from 7 exons. Gene Ontology annotation, molecular function: protein binding. The record is from RefSeq and is a predicted model, not a curated record. Lineage: Eukaryota; Metazoa; Chordata; Actinopteri; Pomacentridae.
UCCAUAUAUUCUCACGUCAGGCUGUGGCUAGUGAUCUGUGCCUGUCAGUACGUUUUCUCUUGUCAGUUUCCUGCUUGGAUAAAACUGGAAUGUACCAAAACCACACUAAAGACACCAACAACAACUGCAAUAAAAGCCUUCUCUGUGAUCACAAGGAAAAGCUUGUCCAGGCUAUUAAAAGAAUCAAGCAUGAGGUAGAUGAGUGCAAAGAUGCAGAGAGAGAGACGUACAUAGAAUCAGUGGAAGUAGAGAGCCGGUUUGAUGAUCUGGAACGGGAAAUCAGAGCUGAGUUUCAGAACCUUCACCGCUUCCUGGAUGAGGAGGAGUGUAAGGACCUGGAGCGGCUGAGUAGGGAGAGGCAAAAACAACUGAAGCAGCUGAAGCAGAGAGAGAAGAAAAUAGCAGAGCAAGGGAAAGACCUUCAGAGUGCAAUCACAGUCCUCAACAGCAAAUUGGCUGAGGAGGACAGUCCUAAGCUGCUCAAAGAAAUUCAAGAUCUCAUAAAAAGGUCUCAUGUCAGCUUUGUUCUUCCAGCGGAGGUGGACACAGAGGUCCGCUCAGGUCAGUUCGUGGGGCCCAUCCAGUACAGGAUAUGGAAGCACAUGAAAAGCUGCCUUUACCCAAAUAUUACAUCAGUAACCUUUGACCCUGAAACCGCCCACCCUAAUCUGUCUCUGUCCCAGUCCUGCGAUUCAGUUUGGUUUGAGGAGGAUAAAGACACAAAAGAUUGCCAAGCCAACCCACGACGGUUCAGCUAUUAUUACUGCGUGUUUGGCCAUCAGUGCUUCACAUCAGGCCGGCACUACUGGGAGGUGGAGGUCGGCAACAAGACGGCAUGGAGGUUGGGUGUGGCACAAGACAAUGUUCCAAGAGGGGAGAUGGCUGCUACUGGCACCUCUAGUGGUCUCUGGACCUUGGCCUUAAAGGGUGGAUCCGUCCAAGCCUGCACUGACCCACAGCCUACCAAAGUCAACGUAUCUCUCCGCCUUGUCCGCAUUGGCGUGUUCUUAGACUGUGAAAAGGAAGAGGUGACUUUCUAUAAUGCUGUUACCAUGGCGCCAAUCUACACCUUUUCAAUGGGAACUGUGGUGGUUCCUCUGUUUCCAUUCUUUAACCCAUGUGACACAGAUGAUGGAAAGAACAUAGCGCCAGUUACGGUCUUCAACCCAUCACUAUAACAAUCUGUUGUCACCAGCUUUAACACUAAUGGUGAAUGAUUCCCAAUAGAAAUAGUCAAUGUUAUGUUUUUAAAGCUGAAACAUUUCAAUAAAUUAAUGGAUUAAUCAGUCAAAAGAAAAAAAUAAUGUGCAAUGAUUCUGAUUGUUAAUUGUUUGGUUUAUUUUUCAAGCAACAAUGUCAAAAAUGUGAGGUUUCAGCCCUCAGUUAGAUCACUGUCUGUUUUACCUUCACUUCUUCUCUUCUUCUUGUGUGAAAAUAAAUGGGUUUUGAACCCAAAGAUA